CUAGGGCAUCUGCAUCUCUGGUGGUGGCGUCGCAGCGGCAGCAGUAGCUGAAGUAGAAGCGUCGGAGAUGAAGAGCAUACUGUCUUCGGAGACGAUGGAGAUCCCGGAAGGGGUCAAGAUAAAGGUGAAAGCGAAGUUGAUAGAGGUGGAGGGCCCGCGCGGCAAGCUGACCCGUAAUUUCAAGCACCUUAAUUUGGACUUCCAGCUGAUCACUGACGACGAAGGCAAGAGGAAGCUCAAAGUCGAGGCAUGGUUCGGCUCCAGGAAGACCUCCGCCGCCAUUCGGACCGCUCUCAGCCACGUCGAUAACCUCAUCACCGGCGUCACCAAGGGCUACCGCUACAAGAUGCGCUUCGUCUACGCUCACUUCCCCAUCAACGCUUCCAUCACCAACUCCAACCGUUCCAUCGAGAUCCGUAACUUCCUUGGCGAGAAGAAGGUCAGGAAAGUGGACAUGCUUGAAGGUGUCUCAAUCCUUCGAUCAGAAAAGGUCAAGGAUGAACUCAUUUUGGACGGGAAUGAUAUCGAACUUGUUUCACGUUCCGCGGCCCUGAUAAACCAGAAAUGCCAUGUCAAGAACAAAGAUAUCAGGAAAUUCCUUGAUGGUAUCUAUGUCAGUGAGAAAGGCAGAGUAGCUGGGGAAGAUUAAUUCCCAUUUUAUUAUAAGCAAGCAAUGGCUUAAUAGCGCUAGUCGUUUUUAAUUCUACAUAUCAAGAAAAUGUUGGCUUCCCCAAA
Molecule: messenger RNA, 735 nt
Organism: Juglans microcarpa x Juglans regia
Lineage: Eukaryota; Viridiplantae; Streptophyta; Magnoliopsida; Fagales; Juglandaceae
Product: 60S ribosomal protein L9-like
Exons: 3
Coding region: 68-649 (193 amino acids)
Biological process (GO): cytoplasmic translation
Cellular component (GO): cytosolic large ribosomal subunit; ribosome
Molecular function (GO): rRNA binding; structural constituent of ribosome
Source: RefSeq, a predicted model, not a curated record